Messenger RNA from Mangifera indica (mango), 1406 nucleotides. RefSeq names its product transcription factor MYB73-like. Bases 333 to 1103 code for a protein of 256 amino acids. NCBI's taxonomy places the organism in Eukaryota, Viridiplantae, Streptophyta, Magnoliopsida, Sapindales, Anacardiaceae. The transcript has a single exon. The record is from RefSeq and is a predicted model, not a curated record. Gene Ontology annotation, cellular component: nucleus. Gene Ontology annotation, molecular function: DNA-binding transcription factor activity, RNA polymerase II-specific; RNA polymerase II cis-regulatory region sequence-specific DNA binding. Gene Ontology annotation, biological process: regulation of DNA-templated transcription.
UUUCAUACCCCCUUAUUUUGAGAAUUCUCAUUAACCUCCCCAAUUAACAUUGACUCCAUGAGGGCUAUUUUGGAAGAACACGAAACGUCAGGAGGUCCAUGAAAUUAACCAAAAAAUUAAAAUUAAUGAAACAGAAACAAACGCGCAAAGUCGUUAUCUCAACGCAGCGGUUUUACGGUUCACACCAACAGCCCCUUUGAAACGGUUAAACUCCAUCUUCUUAUUUACAAGCCAACAUAAAUUAAGAAAAAACAGAUAAAAUUUAACCUCAUUCAUUCAUUUCUUCUUUCGUUUCUUUGCCAUUUUUGUUUCUUUUUUCUUUUUUGUUUUUCAUGUCAAUGGACUUCAUGAUGAACUCUACUUCUACUUCCAUGAACAAGUCGAACAAAAACAAUCGCAUUAAGGGCUCUUGGAGUCCACAAGAAGACGCAAAUUUGAUCAAGCUGGUCGAGCAUCACGGUCCCCGGAACUGGUCCCUGAUAAGCUCAGGGAUACCUGGACGUUCGGGGAAAUCUUGUCGGUUACGGUGGUGCAAUCAGCUGAGUCCCAUGGUGCAGCAUCGUCCGUUUACACCCGCGGAGGACUCCAUCAUUAUCCGAGCACAUCGUGUACAUGGCAAUAAGUGGGCUACCAUCUCGCGCUUGUUGCCAGGUCGAACGGACAAUGCAAUUAAGAAUCACUGGAACUCGACUCUGCGUCGGAAGAGGCUGAGUGAGUUUUCGUCGGAGUCAAACUCGGUGAUGAAGCGUGGGGCGAGUGUGGAGAAUUCGGUGGCAUCAGAUUCUGACUCGGGGGUGGCGAAGAAACAAUGUGUGACUGUUUCCAAGGAGCCUUAUGAUUAUGACGAUGUGGGGCCGGAAACGUUGUUAAAAUUGUCGCCACCGGGGGAGAGUGUGGUGUUGGGAGCUGGCGGAGAAAAAGUGGAAGAAAUUAACAAGGAGGGCGGUGAAGAAGUGGUGAACAAUGUAAACAAGUAUGUGGAGGAGGAAGAGUCGUCUUGUUUGCUGAGCAUCAUCCAGCAUAUGAUAGCUGAAGAAGUGAGGAGUUACAUUGAUAGAUUACGGGUUGAAGGAUCCCAGCCAGCCAUGUUAAAAGAUCCAUAAAAUCGCUUGGAAAUUUUAGGUUGCACAUCUGUUGCUUCUUUGGACUGCUCUUUUCUUGACAACCAAAUUUUCAGUAUUACUUUCUAGUUAUUAUAUGGAGUCGAAAAUUAAUGGAGAUUUUAGUACCGUCUAGCUUUUAGAUUCGUCUUUCCCCUUUAGUAAAGAGAGGAAAUCUGUCAUAGUUACCCAAAUUGAAGCACUUGGGAACGUAUAAAAUUCUCUUUUAUCUUUGUUACAAAGAAUAAAGUGACCAUCCUAAAAUGCAUUAUGUGCAGGUACAACUAUUAAUACUUGUUUAUCAAC